UUUCAGUUUUUCCGUUUCUUCCACUACUCUUAUACGCUUAUUGGGUUCAAAUUAAUUCUAAUAAAUAAUAUUGCAUGGAAAAGAUUUCAAAUAAUUUAAAUUAUGUUACAAUUUAUUAAAUAAUUAAGUUACUUUUGUAAAAUCAUAUGUAAGUGACUAAUAUAGAGAUACGAGAAAAUCUAAAGAGUGCAGUGAAGUAAAGUGCAAACAAAGUUUGGUGUUCAGCGUUGUCAAUGCAAAGGCAACAAUUUGAAAGAGGCAACUGCAGCGGCUAAAGAUUCGAAAUGAUGUCAGUGAUCUCAUUUACAUUUUCAUGUUGAAAUAUGUACAUCUUUGUUGUUAUGCGCGAAAUACUUUGUUAGUAAUCAUUAUUUUAAACUUUACCUUACUUGGAUUUUCUUCGCACAUUGCACACAAGUUGGUUGUUGCUGUAUUGAUGAUGAUUCCAAAUUCGAGCUUAGUCACAUUUCUAUUCGCCAAUACACUUUAAACCAAUAAUUCUUUUUUGUGUGUAAAAAGUUACUUCAACGUUAAAGGAUUUUUUUCAUAAGAGGAGAAGCGGUAUGCGGAAGAUACGGAAUUUAAGAGCAUUAAAUAAUAAUUUGCGAGAGAAAGCGUUUCAAGCUAUAAAUUUGUGAAUGAUAUUAAGUAAUGUUCAAGUCAAGAAAUAGUAAUAUCAACAACAAUAUCAUAAAUGCACCUAAAGCCCGCAACAGUAGGAACGUUAAAAUCUAUCGGUUCAGGAAAUUUUGAUGACAGGACACUGCGGCAAGCAGAGCAAAGAACGAAUAUGGCUGCCACUACCAGAAGCAAUGCAAAUGAUGAAAAUCCACAGGGCGGGGGGAGUGGUACAAGAGCGAACAAUAGCAAUAACAAUAACAACAAUAACAAUGAAGAUAGUUCGAGCAAUAAUCAACAGGUUAUGGAUGAUGCAGAAUUAAAAUUGAAACGCCAAACACUCGAGCAGCGUAAACAAGAAUUGGAGAGGGUGUUGAGUGAAAAGAAUUGGUUGCUACAGCAAAUACAAAAGCAAGAAACACAAAUAUUAAAUGGUAACUAUGAAUAUUUGAAUGUGAACGAGAUAUUUGCGAUGUUGGCACGGCAGUAUAAAAAGGAGCAUGGCGGUGGUGGAGGUAGUGACAGUGGAAGUACAGCAGUGCUGCGGCGAAAAACAAUUGGCGGUAGUAGUUGCAAGGAAAAUCAGUUGAACCAUAAUAAUAAUAAUAACACUGCCAAUAGACAGUCGGAAAUUUCAAAUCGUUCAUCCGAGUAUGACAACUAUCCCGGAGGCAGUGCUAACAAUGGUGAAUGCAAUACACCAGCUUUUAAUGCCGGCGCAACACAAAUGCAGCUAACCAAGUCGCAGUCGUUGAGGAAGCGAGGCACCACAACACCUACAGUGCAAACGUUAGGUGGUAAUUACAAUUAUUUGCAAGUGCAACAAAGGCAACAACAACAACAACAAUUGAUGCAACAACAGAUGUUGCAUAAUCAGCUGCAAUACGCGGCCAUGAUGCAACAUCAGCACUAUCAUCAACAGCAACAACAGUUGCAUCAGCAACAAACGCAAGACGAACAGCAACUAAUACACCAGCAACAACAACAAUACAAUCAGCAAAUAUCGCCAUCACAAUCGCAUCUUUGCCAGUACCCCGUAGAUGCCGUUUCCUUAUACUCGGUCAAUUCAGCCAGUGUCGCUACUUUACGUCAACAACACAUAUCACCUCAACAGCAACCGAUUGUGGUGCAAUGUGACCGUUACUAUCUAUCACCAACGCACCAGAACUAUACCGACGGUGGUUUUAUUAAGUCCAGUCAGAAUAUUAAGAAGUAUAUAUCGCCACAACCAUCACCCACACAUCACGGUGUUGCAACAACGCAACUGCAUCCACAUUUACAACAAACACAUGCUUAUCAGCAAGAUUUACUAAUGGCAACUGCAGCAACGGCCGAACAAAAGUAUAUGCAGCUGCAACAGCAACAGCAACAACAAUCCCCACAACAACAGCAACACUUUUUGACACUGCAACAAUUGCAACCGGUCAAUUUAUUGCACCCGCAUGCGCAACAACAACACAUAUCCAGUAGGCAACUAGACGCCAUUUCGCUAGCACCCUCAUACAUUUCUGUUGACGUGGAUGGUGUCGCAGCGCAUAACCUACGUUGGCGUUCACAAAGCAAUCUGCCACCAGCCUCGCCACACACUCCACCGCACAAGGGAAUGCCAUACAAUUCAACCCAAAUGGCAGCGGACAACAAAUCGCACUCGAGUGAUAUGUUGUCAAGCAAUGCGUAUUAUAAUACUUCUGCGGCACUGCCAGCAGCGUCCAUCAAAUCUUUGACUAAGCCACUCGAUGAAAUCUCCAUUUCGUCGUUUAAUAGUGAAACGCAAAAAUCCAAACCACCCAAGCCAAAACAAUGGUUAGAAUCCUCUUUGGAUGGACCCGUUGUACGUCAGUCACCAGCUAAUAGCAACACACACGGACCCGACACAUACCAUAACACGACACACAGCUCUGCACGUUUACCAACGAAUAAAAUGCAUACCGUUACGUCUGGUGCUGGUGUUAGCACGGGUGUUGUUGGCGCCAACCGUGAACGCACAAAACUAUCAUCACAAUCCAUGUCAGGUGCGACACGUCAUUACUCCAUGUCGGCGGCAUCACACAAGCACCCGUAUGCGCAAACUAAAAUGCUGCAAGAUGACGACGGGCGCUGUGCCAAACUUAGCCAGUCCACUUCUUAUCUGAAUAGCAGGGAGUCGCCUUCAAUAUCGGCCGCCUAUCCACUGGACGGUAAGACCAACAGCACCACCAUUGAGUUGCCAACUCCCACAACGGCAUUCAAGUAUUUACCGCCAAAACCGGGAACUGCAGCUAGCACACCAUCUCAGCAGCUGACACCACCACCACCCCCGCGUCCGCCACCAAUGGGCGAGAAGUUGAUCGGUGUAAAUAGUGGUAGCACAAUUGUUGGCAUUGCGUCGGUACCCAGUGCGCUGGCACCCACAGAUAUACGCAUUGAGUCACCCAAAAAUAUAACUGUCGUAAAGCCGGCCACCUUCCGUCCCUAUCAGGAGGAGACCAAACCAUUUGAAAUGUCCGAUUUCUAUAAAUAUUCCACAAAGUUUCGACAGAAGGAAUCGGCGACGACGAAUGCCGAACACUAAAGUGGUUGCAGCGGUACAAAGUAUUUCAUAAAUAUACACAAACAUCACAUUUACAAGAACUUCACAUUUGUCUAGCAAACAAGUAAAUUUUUUUUUGCGUUUUGUGUUACACAUAAUAAAUAUAAAUUAGAUUUAUUAUAGAUUAUACGUUGUUAAUAAUUUCAAAGUUUGUUUACAUUCGUAUAUAACGGACUUAUUAUGCACGUCAAUUUGCAUUAAGCACGUUAUAUAAUACGCCGUCUACACGAUGCAACUUAAUAUGCCUUACUAAAUAAGAAUCCUUAACACCAAGUGCGACUAUACCCAACGAAACGUUUGUUUGUUAAAGACUUGCUAAAAUAUUUAAUUAGGAGACUUGUUCAAUAUUGAUAUUUAUAGAUUUUAUACACAAAAAAAAAAAUCUAAAAAAAAAAACAAAAAAGCACCAAGAUUGCCCUCUGAAAAAGUUAUAAUGUUUGUUGAGAAUACGCGAAUUAUGCAAUAGUUAUACUAAUUACUUAUUCACUCAUUUUAGUUGAUAUUUUUGAUAUUUCAAUUAUUAGUAACUUAUACAACUUGUCUUUACUUCACAACGACUAUGUGCUGAUCAUUGCCAAAUUGAUAUAUAUACAUACAUUUUAUAGCGACAAUAAAUAUAUACAUAAUAAAUAUUUUUAUACGUAUUAAAAUUGUUAAAUUUUUCAUAGUUAGUGAGUAUGCUAGUAAUUCGCAUUAAAACGUAUACUUAUGUAACAUACAUAUGUACAAGUACAUAAGUACUUUAUAUGAAAUGUAGUCAUUGAUUCAAUUGUAUUUUGAUUAUUUACCAAGUAAAAUAUUAAAUAAAUUAACCGAGAAACAAAUUAAGUG
Messenger RNA from Zeugodacus cucurbitae (melon fly), 4018 nucleotides. RefSeq lists its product as uncharacterized. The transcript has 3 exons. Lineage: Eukaryota; Metazoa; Arthropoda; Insecta; Diptera; Tephritidae. The record is from RefSeq and is a predicted model, not a curated record. The coding region runs from base 695 to 3169 and encodes 824 amino acids.